Gamsiella multidivaricata is the source of this 501-nucleotide messenger RNA. RefSeq lists its product as uncharacterized. Lineage: Eukaryota; Fungi; Mortierellomycota; Mortierellomycetes; Mortierellales; Mortierellaceae. Bases 48 to 263 code for a protein of 71 amino acids. The record is from RefSeq and is a predicted model, not a curated record. The transcript has a single exon.
CCCGCACUAGACGCCGCAUUUUAGACUAAUAUUAUUCAUUUUUGAUUAUGCGGAACCCGCUUUCGUCCCUCGGUGUUUUUAGUUCUCUCGGUCCAUUCAGGGAUUUCAUUAUUGCAUGGGAAAUAGUCGUCAUCCGGUACUUCCUGGAGUCCUUUAACAUGGGUUUAAAAGGAGGUGCUCUCUAUUAUUUAUGUGUGUGUGUUGUAUGUGUGUUGUGUAUGUGUUUGGUUUGUCAAUGGCUGACUUGGGAUGGGCCUCCAUGAGAACUUUUGCUAAACCGUGAAUGGACAACGGCGUUUUGCGAUAGUCAAAGCACACGAAGGGGGAGUAGACGAGGGCGUGGCCACCUCAAUCGGCACACAAUACAUAACAGGCGCUUGAGAGCAUCCAGAAAACAGGGAUACCUGGCAAGCACUACUUCCCUAGACUACCCAUGGCUCCCUCUUUGUCCUCUUCCUCUCACUGGAUGUCGUCUUUGGUGCAUAAUAAACAAAAUUAUCG